AUGUCUCGCGAAGAGUUGCAAAUUCCGUCGAAUUUGAAGCUAGCAGAUCGCGAAUUUCAUAAACCCGGCGCUGUUGACAUAUUGCUAGGAGCCGAAUAUUUUUACGAAUUGUUAGAAACGGGUAAGAUAGAGCUUGGCGUUGAUCGCCCGAUUGUACAGAAUACAAGGCUCGGGUGGAUCGUUGCCAUUGCAUUAUCAUCGAAUUCGAUUACCACAAGUACCAAUAAGGUCGCAUCACUAUGUUGUUCCGCACAACAAUGCGAAUCUCUCAAUAAAGCUCUCAAACGAUUUUGGGCGGUUGAACAAGGCGGUCCGGAGACGGCCACGAUCCGAUCCGAGAUUGAGCGACGAUGCGAAGAAUUAUUCGAUAAAACCGCUAAGCGCGAUGAUAGUGGUCGAUUUAUAGUCAGUUUGCCGAUUAUCGAAAGCGCGGAACCUUUAGGAGAGUCAAGGGAUAUCGCUGAGAAGCGAUUGAAACAAAUGGAAUGCCGGUUCAGGAGCAGCGUUUCAUGGCAUGAGCAAUAUGCAAAUUUCAUGCGCGAAUACGAAGAGCUAGGUCACAUGUCGCGAGUUGUCAAUGGGGAGCACAAGGUUGAUCCAUCGAUAGUAUAUUUGCCACAUCAUGGUGUCGUAAAGGAGGAUAGUACUACAACCAGAUUGCGCGUAGUUUUCGAUGCAUCGAGCAAGACAAGCUCCGGUAAAUCACUUAACGAUAUAUUGAUGGUCGGUCCAACUGUUCAAAAAUGUCUACUGGAGAUAAUGAUUCGAUUUCGUAUACAUAAAGUUGCGCUGACCGGAGAUAUAAGACAAAUGUAUCGCCAAGUAGUCGUCGAGCCACAAGACCGCGAUUAUCAGAGAGUUUUGUGGAGACGGUCUCCAGAUGAACCGAUUGAAGAGUAUAGGUUAAAUACCGUCACGUAUGGAGAAGCGAGCUCAUCUUACUUGGCCACUAAAUGUAUAUAUAGACUCGCGGAGUUAGGGGAACGCGAGUACCCUGACGCUUCUAGAAUUUUGCGUGAAGAAAUAUAUGUAGAUGACAUCAUGACCGGUGCCGAAGACGUCAGGAGCGCCAUUGUAUUGCAAGAAGAAAUCACGGAGUUGUUAAAAUUCGAAGGGUUUCAAGCUCACAAGUGGUGUUCGAAUGUUGCGGAAGUUCUAGCCACGGAGUUGUUAAAAUUCGAAGGGUUUCAAGCUCAUAAGUGGUGUUCGAAUGUUGCGGAAGUUCUAGCCAGUCUCUCAAGGUGA
Messenger RNA from Trachymyrmex cornetzi, 1245 nucleotides. RefSeq lists its product as uncharacterized. The transcript has a single exon. The coding region runs from base 1 to 1245 and encodes 414 amino acids. NCBI's taxonomy places the organism in Eukaryota, Metazoa, Arthropoda, Insecta, Hymenoptera, Formicidae. The record is from RefSeq and is a predicted model, not a curated record.